AUGUCAUAUACUCCUACUCAAGAGUCCUAUCAGUCUGUACUUCCGUCACAUGUUUCUUCGGGUUGGAACGAUCCUCCGGCUUUCAUUCCGACGUCGAAUUCCCCGAACCGCUUAGCUUCAAUGCGACAACGCCCCAUCGAUCCGUCGAUAAUGGUAACUAAUAUAAUUUCUCGUUUACCAUAAUUAUUUAUUAAUGUUCCAGUUGUUUUUUUUCAAGUUUUACUGAGUUCAGCGAUGUUGAAAAGUGCUUCUGAAAUGAAAGCUUUUUGGUAAAAAAAAAAACAGCUUUUUAGGGUGGGAGACCAGCAAUGACGACAGGAUACGGUCAACAGAUGUAUGGAGGAAAUCAACAAUACGGAAUGCCUGCACAGAAUCAACAAGGUUUAUCUUGUGGACUCUAUUUCUUCAUUUUUGUAAUACAUAAAUGAUAUUUGAAAAAAGUUGUCUCUUUAAGUUCCUCAAGGAAUGAUGGGAGGUUCGGCACAAGGGUUCUCACAACACGCGAGUCCCGCGGUCUACGGAGCACAAACGAUGAGUCAUCAACAGCCGUCGACUCAGCAGAGCCACGGCACCGGGUAUCUCCAGAAUCCGCAGGGCCAGAACCUCGCCUUCCAGAACGCUCCCUCAGCUUUCCCGCAACAGCAAGCCGCUUUUUUGCAACAACAACAUCACUCUUUCCAGAAUCCCCAGUCAAAUUAUCCUUCAGUAA
Messenger RNA from Caenorhabditis auriculariae, 709 nucleotides. Lineage: Eukaryota; Metazoa; Nematoda; Chromadorea; Rhabditida; Rhabditidae. The record is from the annotation of a GenBank genome assembly.